GCUUGGUUUCCUCCAGUACACCAAAACCUCAAUAAAUUUUUUUUGUUGUUUUUUUUUGAGAGGAAGUGGGUUUCAAGGAGCGAACUUAUUGCGAUGCUUUGACGUUCGAGCAACUUUUCAGCGUUUUCGUGUCAACAAACUGCCUUAUAUCUUUACGAAUAAGUAAUAUCGCAGACGGUCAACUCAGGGUUUAGUGGCAAACAGCGCAGUCCGCUUCUUUCGCCGUGCACAACAACAAGAGAAGAGAAGAGGGAAACAUGUCGGUGGAGCCGAUUCACAUAAAGCUGGAAACAGCCGGAGAGCCUCCGAGCUCGUUCCCGGUGGUUCUGAAGAAAAUAAUGGAAAUGCCUCCACCGAACAUACUGGACGGGGACGACGACACGGAUAAGGAGAAGUUGGGUCUGGAAGGCAGCGCCGACCUGGCCGGAGGGGGAAGCGACAUGGGGCCUUCGGCCGCGCUGACCCCUGCUAUCUGGGAUAAAACCAUUCCCUAUGACGGUGAGAGCUUCCACCUGGAGUACAUGGACCUGGAGGAAUUCCUCAUGGAGAACGGCAUCCCGACGUCGCCCGACAACGCCACUUUAAAGGGAGUCCCAGAAGUGAGCCAGGCCGGAACUGAGAAAGUAAAGAGCAAGCCCGUGAUCCUGCUGCCCAUUACGGAGCUGGACAGGUGCGAGGAGGAAGUGGUGAUCAUCACAAAGAGUGAUUUGGACAUUACCUGUGACGUCAGUACAGAGGUCACCACCUCGCAGGAAAGGGCGACUCCGGAGCCCAUCGACCCAGAAGAAAUCGAAGUGGAUGUCAACUACGAGCCGGACCCCACAGACCUGGUCCUGUCGAGCGUUCCCGGAGGUGAACUGUUCAACCCGCGCAAACACAAGUUCAGUGAGGAGGAACUCAAGCCGCAGCCCAUGAUAAAAAAGGCCAAGAAAGUGUUUGUACCUGAAGAACAGAAGGACGAGAAGUACUGGCAGAGGAGGAAGAAGAACAACAUGGCCGCCAAACGCUCGCGAGACGCCCGCAGACUGAAGGAGAACCAGAUCACGGUCCGAGCGGCGUUCUUGGAGCGCGAGAACACGGCGCUGCGGCAGGAGGUGGCCGAGUUGCGGAAGGAGUGCGGCCGAUACAAGAACGUCGUGGGUCGCUACGAAUCCAAAUACGGACCAAUUGCGCCGCCAGAUGACGAGUAGACAUCAGUUGAUUUAUUCAUUUAUUUUCUCUGAUGAAUAAAUAAAUCAAACCGUUGGCGGGGGUACGCAAGAACCGAUCUGAUGACGUCAAGGUGGAGAGGAAGAGCUUGUGAAGGCAGGAUCUGACAUUGCCAUGGAGAUGUAAAAUGUUAAGAUAUCAUUUGUUGUUUGUGUGUUUUUUUUUUUUUAUUCUUUGUAUUAUCACCUUUCUGAAUGAGGUGAACGUAGGUGGAUAUUCAAGUGCUUCUUCAGCACGCCUUGUUCGUUUGGUGUACUUUCUGAUUUGUACACCUGUAGCCUGAAAGAGAUCAUUUUUAGAAGAAAUCCCAAGUUUUGAAGUCCUGUCCGGUGAUAUUUAGGCAGUCCAUGCCAUGGUUUUAGAUUAUAUGAGGUAAUUUCGUUUGCAGUUUUAUUUUUCAUACUUCUCUAAUACCAGAUUGCUUUGAAGAGCUGGGCCUGUCUUUGCCCACUGGAAUGUCUGACUGUGACUCUUCCAGCAACUUUAAGCUCCUUCAGGGGAUUUCAGUGACACGGCAAAAGGAAAAGAAAAAAACAAGAAAAACCAGAACCAGGCCGUGCUCACUUUUUUAUUUCUAUGUUUUCAUUACCACUCCAGAGGCGAACUGCUUUCUAACACCCUGCUUUGAUGUCUGUCGUCUGUCCGUCUAGCACUUUCUCACCAGACUGGACUCCUGCUUUCAUCCCUAAAGGAUGUCUGCUGUUUCAACUCAUCCAUUUUACUCAGCUUCAGAUGUGUUGACUUUGUAAGCAUAGCUGGCAGGUUUAACACUCCCGCAGUCUCCGCUCGACUUGGCUUCGGAAGAGUGCAGCAGAUGUCACGGUCAGACAGCGGGGAACGAAGGGUCAGCUCACAACACCACGAGGAAAACAAACAAACAAAAGAAAAUCAGAUAAAAGUGCGUGUGGGGACAGUGCAACCGCAACUCCGCUGGGACCGUAAAAAGCUCAUGUGAGGUCCAUUCAAUGCCUCUUACGAUUGCGGGAGGGUUGAGAAAAAAUAUGUAGCCCUUUUAGGGAAAAGGAAAAAAAAAGCAUCAUAUUGCAGAUAUUUUAAUGUUCAUAUUUACAGUCGUUUCAUACAAGUUAGAGCAAAUAAUCUCUAACACAUGGCAAUAUAAGUUCACCUAUCAAGCUAGCUAUUUCCAAACGCAUUUUUACUGCAGCACGUAAGCUAAAUGCGUCUGUUCUGUAUCACUGGUGUUCUCUGAUACAUACUGUGAUGGGGCCUCUUUUCCACAGAUAAGGACUUGAAAUCUAAAGCAUCUCCUUCGUCUAAAGCCAUUUCAAUGCAGCUUGCAAUCUCCCAGUUUACAGUCCCAGUUCUGACCAACCCUCAGGUUAUCUAACUUUCCAGCUUUGACAAUAAAAGGGAAAGGAGCUUUUCUUAUGUAGCUCUUUGUGCUUCCGUUUUGAUCAGAUAAGUUCAAUACAAUGUCCUUUUAAUUUGAAGAGGAGUUUGAAAUGUGAGGAAUAUAAUCACUUUAAAAAAAAAUUAACAGCAUUUGUACGUUUAGGAUGUACAAGACAUUACUAGGGGAAUAUUCUAGAUUUAUUCAACUAAAAGCUUCAUUAUUUUCAGUCACGUAAUGGAUUCUAUUUUCCAAAUCGGGUUUUUUAUGGGUAAAAAAAAUAAAUGUUUGACUUUUUUUUAUUUUUAUUGCCUUGUGCUGUAAUGGAGGUCGAAUCAGCCUUUUUCUUUAAAACAGGUCAAAUUCUUAACUUACUGGUUACUUCUUUUUUUAAACAUAUGGCAUUUUGAGUGAUGCUGUCUUGUAUAUAUUGUAUGAAAAAUUAAAGCCUUGUUGACACAG
Molecule: messenger RNA, 3022 nt
Organism: Poeciliopsis prolifica (blackstripe livebearer)
Lineage: Eukaryota; Metazoa; Chordata; Actinopteri; Cyprinodontiformes; Poeciliidae
Gene: tefa
Product: TEF transcription factor, PAR bZIP family member a
Exons: 5
Coding region: 258-1190 (310 amino acids)
Biological process (GO): regulation of transcription by RNA polymerase II
Cellular component (GO): nucleus
Molecular function (GO): DNA-binding transcription factor activity, RNA polymerase II-specific; RNA polymerase II cis-regulatory region sequence-specific DNA binding
Source: RefSeq, a predicted model, not a curated record